This is a messenger RNA of Cherax quadricarinatus, 2146 nucleotides long. The record is from RefSeq and is a predicted model, not a curated record. Lineage: Eukaryota; Metazoa; Arthropoda; Malacostraca; Decapoda; Parastacidae.
CCCUGGUGUCACUGCGGUGUGCACAAGUGCUCCAUACACACAUACACACGCCCGCCGCCGCUGCUGCAAGCAACAGGUGUCCUCUUGUUGCACACACAGACGAGCGUGGAGACGGCCUUCCUAAGACCAGGGAACAAUAAAGAGGCUCACACGAAGACUGACAGAAGUUACAUGAACAUUAACAAAGGUACAGGAACACUAACAGAGGUUCAGUAACAUUGACAGAGCUACAGGAACACUAACUGAAGGUACAGAAACACAAACUGAAUAUACAGGAACACUCCCAGAGGUACAAUAACACUGACAGAGUUACUAACAGAGGAAGAGGAGCAGACGAAGGCAGGAACACCACACCAGCAUCAUGCCACGGGCUCGCUGCAGCGACGAACUGUCUGCUAUUCACUCCACUGCCACGCGCAAGGAGGACAGACCACAGUCGCCUAUUGCCGUCAUGGAUUCAGACGAGUACAGGAAACGAGGUAAGGAGAUGGUGGACUAUAUUGCUGAUUACCUGGACAACAUCCGGGAGAGGCGGGUGUUCCCGCAGGUGGAACCCGGGUAUAUGCGAGACCUGGUACGACGCUGCCCUGAGCUGCCUGAACCCUGGGACAACAUCUUCAACGAUGUAGAGAGAGUCAUCAUGCCUGGGGUGACACACUGGCAGUCACCAUAUAUGCACGCCUACUUCCCGGCACUGAACUCUUACCCAUCACUGCUGGGAGACAUGUUGGCUGAUGCUAUCAACUGCCUCGGCUUCACCUGGGCGUCAUCGCCAGCCUGUACUGAGCUGGAGAUGGUUGUCAUGGACUGGCUGGGCAAGAUGAUCGGCUUGCCGGAGCACUUCCUUCACUCCUGCAAAGACUUUCCUGGAGGAGGCGUCAUACAGACGACUGCGUCAGAGGCAACAUUUGUAUGUCUGUUGGCGGCACGGACGGAGGCCAUCCAGAGGUACCAGAAGGAGUACCCGGACCUGGAAGACGCCGAGAUCAACUCCAGACUUGUAGCGUACUGCUCCGACCAGGCACACUCCUCGGUGGAGAAGGCUGGUCUCAUUGGUCUGGUGAAGCUACGAUACAUCGAGAGUGAUGAGAACUUAAGCAUGCGUGGAGACCGCGUCCUGGAGGCCAUCAACAUCGACAGGGACAAGGGUCUCAUACCCUUCUUCUUGUGUGCGACACUGGGCACCACAGGUUCCUGUUCCUUUGAUCACCUCAAGGAGUUAGGUCCUAUAUGUGAGCAGGAGGAGCUAUGGAUGCACGUGGACGCAGCGUACGCCGGUACGGCUUUCAUCUGCCCAGAGUUCCGGUACUUGAUGAGUGGUAUAGAGUACGCUCACUCCCUCGCUUUCAAUCCCUCCAAGUGGAUGAUGGUACACUUCGACUGUACCGCCAUGUGGGGCAAGAACACGGCCCCCCAUCGCACCUUCCUGUGGACCCCCCCCUACCUACACCACGGAACUUCAGGUCUUGCAAUUGAUUAUAUGCAUUGGCAGAUCGGACUGAGCAAACGCUUCCGAGCGAUCAAAUUGUGGUUCGUCAUCCGGAGCUUCGGCGUCGUGGGCUUGCAGAGGCACAUCAGAGAGGGCGUGAGGCUGGCCAAGAAGUUCGAGGCUCUGGUGAGGUCUGAUGACAGGUUCGAAGUACCAGCAGUACGGUACCUGGGAAUGGUGGUGUUCAGACUUAAGGGUGACAAUGAACUCACAGAGAAGCUGCUGAAGACACUAAACUCAACGGGCAAGCUACACUGUGUGCCAGCCUCUCUCAAGGGCAGAUAUGUCAUAAGAUUCACCGUGACGGCCACACACACCACCCUAGAUGACAUCUCUCGAGACUGGACCAUCAUCAGAGCCGUGGCUUCAGAGGUUCUCUCAGACACUACCUCUGAGCAGCACAAGGCCAAAGUCUUCCUCAAAGUGCAUGGAAAUCGUAAACAUGUGCCUAGGUUCGACGCAGGCACUCGUAGAUGUGAUGUUCAGGUGUUUGCUGACAUUGACAUCCUAGCAUUUCAGUGGCAUGACAAACGUGAUGUCACACUGUUGACAUCACUUCACCGACACAAAAUGGUAGAUUACAGCCUCAAUAUGCAUACAAAGAUAGUCAUUCUUGGUGAAACAUAUCCUUCAUUAAAUGUCCUAAACUAUGCUUAA